UCAGCACUUCCGGAGUACUACGUGGCAUUGCCUACGUGGUACUUCCAGCCAUUUACGUAACGACAAAUUUUCGCGGUAGGGACAUUAUCAUUCACUUUUGAUGGGUGACUGGAAGACAAUGAGUGAUCCACAUUGUGUUGUGACUAUCUUGUAUUUUGCGGGCAGUAGUAUCACAUGGCAACGUCACAUGACACUCUGGGAGUACCCAAUAAUUGGCCUUUGGAAAGGGCACAGCGGCUACCCAGCCAACUCCUAUCUGUUUCCCUUUCAAAAAACCAACGCCACUCCCUUCUUGCUAUAAAUAGUAACCGAGAAAAUGCCCAGAGCGGUUAUGAGCUGAUGAGAAAACCUUUGUCAGUAGUUCAUAAAUUCAAAUAAAUCAAAAACCCAGGUCAUCUUCUUACUACAUUCGAAAACGUAACAAAACCAACUUCAACAAAUUGCCCAGAAUUCCAGUAACACUCACGAGAACAUUACUACUAUUUCCAGUCCUCCGAGCCAAAAAUGCUUUUCUAAGACUAGGAAAUGAUUCACUCGGCUUGCCUGCCAGACCGAUACAUACCUUACUCAUAUGCUAUAUAUAUCAUUAAAACCCUGUCCGAGUUCAUGUGAUCUGGCUAAUUAUUACUGCAAAAUGGUGAAGAGUGGUGCAACAGCUUUGGUCAUUUCAUUGGUUGUCAUGGCACAUGUGGUGGCGGCCCUCGGGUGCAUUGAUCUCGGCCCAUCCAUGGUCCAAUGUUCCCUAUAUGCUACAGGCGUGGUGCGUGAGCCGUCUCUCGCAUGCUGCAACGAGCUGAGACGGCUCAGUGGUAGGGCGCAAACCACGAUUGACCGGAGACGAAUAUGCUUUUGCUACAAGCAGCUUGUCCCUCAGUACCCUAAUUUCAGGGAUGCUGCGCUCGCUGCACUUCCUAGGUUAUGUGGUGUUUCCAUGCCCUUCUUAGUUUCUAGGAACAUUGACUGCAGCAAGAUUCCAUAGAGAGGUGCAGUACUGAAGAUAUAUACUCCAGUAUCUAUGAAGGGAACAUGAAGGACAGAAUGUUCGUGUGGACUGGGAUAUAUAUAUCAAUAAUAACGGGACCUCAUUUUGCGUGGAUGGUCCAGACCCGCUCAUGCUUUGCUAGCCUUUUGAAUAAACCACUGCAUGCUUUCUUGCUUCACAAUUU
Messenger RNA from Rhododendron vialii, 1166 nucleotides. Its product is annotated as non-specific lipid-transfer protein 4.2-like. Bases 572 to 979 code for a protein of 135 amino acids. The transcript has 2 exons. Gene Ontology annotation, molecular function: lipid binding. The record is from RefSeq and is a predicted model, not a curated record. Gene Ontology annotation, cellular component: membrane. NCBI's taxonomy places the organism in Eukaryota, Viridiplantae, Streptophyta, Magnoliopsida, Ericales, Ericaceae. Gene Ontology annotation, biological process: lipid transport.